CAUAUACCUUGAGAAUGAUACAGAAAUCAAAAGACAGAGUCGAGGAGAUCGGAAGAGUGUAUUUGGCGAUAACUAAUAUAUCGGAAGAUCUCUGAUCUAAUCCGGCUAGCGAAUGCGGUAGGUGUUGAGCACAGCGUUACCACACGUGAUCUGGUGCGGAUGCAUGAGCGAGCGCCUUCAGCUAGAUGAGUCCACUAAAACAUAUGGUCAGCAUCCAAUGUCGAAAACUUACAGAGCUAUUUAGUUUGUGGAUUUAUUUACCGCUACAACCUUAUUUUAGCUUUCGUACAGCCCAUUCUGUUCAUUCUACUUGAGUCAUAUUUUGACCUUUCUAAUUAUCCCCUAAUCAAUCUUGACUGUUUUUAUAUCAGGGUGUAUGUGCACUUAUCCCAUUACUCAUCACUUGUCUGUAACCUUUUUUGUGUCAAUAUAAAUAUUGAUUAGCGCUUGACUAGAGGGAGUUGGCUUACCCACCUUUUCCACUGCCUAUCGUUUCGCUUCUCUCUAUUCUAUUCGCUGCAUAUACAAAGUAUAUGUAUUCAAAAGUCCAUCCUCGUUAUUUGACUUAUUCCACUAUUGGCGAACGCGAUUUGAGUCGAUGAUUAUAUAUGAGGAUAAGCAAUAACAAACAUUCAUACGACCUAAUUGGAGUCAGAUCUACGGGCCACUAAAGUGAAGAGCUCGUCAACAAACAUCGUCCCAUGUAAAUGACGACAAAAUAACGGGCCCCAAGCUUGAUUAACUUCUAAGAUUUGUACAAUCCCAACCUCACUAUCUUGGUAAAAUUUUGUGGACAUGCUCAAAGUCAACUUAGCGUCGCUCAAAAGUCAUCCAUAAAUUAUAGUCUCACCGAAUUCAGUUUUUCAACCUCUUGGUCAUAGCUUAUUGUCUUUAGAUAACUGACAUGGUUAUAGGUUGUGUACAUGUAUAUCAAGGCUUAACAGUGGUAGCAGCUGCAUUUUAAUCGAAAAUUUUUUAAAUUUUUUAAGUUCCUAUUUCAGAUUCUUAUCCAGUCGUCUGUCUUCUAUCACCUGCUGACACUCUUGAAGAGCAACUAAUCUCCGCUACAAUGCCUAGUAUACUUUGUUGUGUUUUCUGGUUUUACUUCCUUGCGGUCACCUGGUUCUUCUGGAGUUCGGUAGUGUCGGCAUGCUUCAAAAUCCAGAUUAUCCAACACUUGUAUAUUUCUAUGUUGGAUAGACUGUUUUCCUACGCCGCCUCGGCUGUCACAGUAAAAGACAACAUUAAAAGAAUAAGGAGUGUUGACAGUUUUGAAAACCUUGAUACGUAUGAUGAUGAUUUGAUUGAAAGGGACAUUCAACUAACUGAAGGAGGUGUAAAGGUUAAAAACAAUCUUGUUCCAGAUCAAAAAGGAUUCAGACUAUACUACCCAACCUACUUAGUUAAAUGUGGGAUUGAGGCCAUUAUAGAAGAUUCUGUCACCAAGAGAUUCACAGCUGCGGAGUUAAGAGUAUGGAAUUUCUUGAGUCGCAACCAGAGUUAUGUUUAUGCCAAGAGAGAUAACCAUACCACCCUAAUGAUGCUAUGGCUUGUGGGCCUCAUUGUUCGUUAUGUAAUAUUCCUGCCGUGCAGACUUGUUGUUUUCAUCUCUUCAGUUUUGUUCACAUGGAUUUUAGGCGCUGUGGCUCGGAAGCUUCCCCCUUCACGGUUUAAAAACUGGUUAUCCACCGAAGGAAUCCAGGCAGCCGUACGGCUUAAUUUGUGUUCAUUCUCCGCUGUUAUUCGUUUCCACAACAGAGAAAACCGCCCUAAAGCAAAUACAAUUUGUGUCGCCAACCACACGACACCGUUCGAUUGGUGCAUUUUGGCCUCAGACGUUACCUACGCUGUUGUUGGGCAAAAGCAUGGAGGAUUUUUUGGGUUUGCUGAACGGGUAAUCUCGUGUGCUGUGCCUGCCGUUUGGUUUGAUCGUGAGGAAAUUUUAGAUCGUCUUUCUACAGCUAAAAGGUUAAAAGACCACGCAGCUACACCAAAUGCUGAACCUAUUCUAAUUUUUCCAGAAGGUACUUGUAUCAAUAAUACGUCAGUAAUGAAAUUCAAGAAAGGUUGUUUUGAAGUGGGCGCUGAAAUUCAUCCUGUUGCAAUCAGAUACAAUCCAUUAUUCGCUGACUGUUUUUGGAACAGCAGCCUAGAUAGUUUAUUCCAGUACAGUUUAAAAAUAAUGACAUCAUGGGCUAUUAUGGUAGAUGUUUGGUAUUUACCACCCACUAGAAAAUCAGAUCAAGAAGAUUCAAUUGCAUUUGCAAGACGUGUACAGUAUAGUAUUGCACAAUGUGGUGGUAUGAUUGGAAUGGAUUGGGAUGGUGAAUUAAAACGAAACAAACCAAAAGACACAUUAAGACAUGCACAACAAAAAUAUGUUAGUCAAUAUGUUAUACCUGCUGACUCACAAUCAUCUUCUACAUAAAAAAAACUGAUCUAUCCUGUAUACACACCCACCCACACACGUCAAAUUUUUCUACUACAACUUUGAUCUUGCAUUCUCUAUUGAAUCCUACCAAAUUGUUAUUGUUUAUUUUUGAAUUAAUAUUUUACAUUCGAGUUUGUGGUUAUCUUACAAUUUAAGUUCUCCUUAGUUUAAACACAUUCCUCUGUUUUAUAUUAUUAUUAUUAUUGUUAUCCAAAGAGAAUUUAUCCAGAGCAAGUGAAAUCACUCUUUUCUAUUUUAAAACAAUUCAUUGUUCUUUUCUUGUUUUCCUGUGUUUGAGAUAAAAACUUUUGUAAUCCUCUUACUUUUGUAUUUGUUAUUGAAAAACUGUUUCGAUUAUUAUUACCAAAUAUAUAGACUCCAAUUACCGCUGCACCGCUAUAUGUAUACUAGUCUGUUUAUUUGCCUUUUGUUAUCGCUAUCAGUUAGUCAACCAACCUCUCUGUUUUCUAAUCAUUUUUACAUUAAUGUGACAAUCUUGUUGAUUCUGUUACUACUUAUUUUCUUUCCUCAAACAAACAAGAAUUAAUAUGUUCUAUUUAUCAUUUCAAUGUAUAGAGAAAGUGAUGAAAAAGUUGAAUGGUAUAAAAGGAAUUCAUAAACAUAAUGGUGUAUAUACUAUUGAUUGGUCUUAAUUUUUAUCUUAUACUUCAGACAAGUAUUGUUGUUUUUUUUUACAGUUUUUUUCCGGGGGCUGACAUUAAAACGGUUGCGGAUUUUUUCCCCUUAACCCUAACGAUAAAUUUUGAAAGUAUAACUGUGAAUAUUAAGAAUUAGUGAUUGAUUCAAGUGUUAUGGAAAUCUUUACUCAAUAUAGUCUGGAUGCACACUUUUUCCGCCCAAAUGUUUGGAAAUGUUGUAUGAUGAAAAGAAAAUUAAUCAUAGCUA
Messenger RNA from Schistosoma margrebowiei, 3337 nucleotides. The record is from the annotation of a GenBank genome assembly. Lineage: Eukaryota; Metazoa; Platyhelminthes; Trematoda; Strigeidida; Schistosomatidae.